Messenger RNA from Mycena indigotica, 960 nucleotides. RefSeq lists its product as uncharacterized. Lineage: Eukaryota; Fungi; Basidiomycota; Agaricomycetes; Agaricales; Mycenaceae. The record is from RefSeq and is a predicted model, not a curated record. The transcript has 5 exons. The coding region runs from base 1 to 960 and encodes 319 amino acids.
AUGAAAUUCACGACGAGCAACUCCCUCUUGACGGCCGCGACCGUGCUCCUGGCGUUCUCCGCCCGGGCAUCUGCGCAUGCAAUCUCCAUCCCUGCCCUCGGGAUCCAGGGCACCGGCCAGCGGUCCGACGUGCAGCGGCCGAGCGCGGCGAGCCCGUGCGGCAAGGUCGACAUCGCGAAGAACCUCGACAGCUCGCCCGCCACGGCCGCCGCGGCGGACGGCUCGGUCACGAUCCAGAUGAAGGCGUUCAACCCCGGCGCGGACGGCUCGCUGCAGGUCGCCGUCCAGGUCGACGCGGACGGCACCGGCAAGAACUUCGUCGCCGGGACGGUCACCAAGAACGGCAACCCUAAGCCCAAGGUCGGGGAUGUGGACACGAUCGUGUUCAAGCUGCCGGACGGCACGAAGUGCACGGGCGGCGCCAACAAGAACCGGUGUUUAGUGUCUGUCAAAUCCACACGCGGAUUCGGGUCUUGCACCGUCGUCACGCAGGGCGGGGCCGGCGCCGGCAACGACGGCAACGGCAACGCCCCGCCUGCCGCCAGCGCAGCCACCAUCAAGGACAAGAACGGCGCCACCAAGACCGCGACCGGGGCCAAGGCCACAAAGACCGGCGGCGCAAAGAAGCAGAACCAGAACGGCAACAAGAACAAGUUCCAGAUCAAGAAAAAGGUGGACGACCUGUGCGCCGCGCAGAAGGCCAAGGAGCAGUUCAACGCGACGAAGAGCCGCACCGCCACCGCCGCCGCCCCCACCGAGACGCAGUUCCAGGUGAAGCAGAAGAUCGACACGCUGUGCAAGGCGAUGGCGGCGAAGGAGAAGGCCGCCGCGGCGAAGAAGAAGGGGAACAGAGCUGCGGUGGUCGCCCUCGCGCGGGCGGUUGCGAGGGAGGAGGAGAUGCUUGACGAUGUUGAUGAGGACGACUUGGAAGUUGACGGCCACGAGGACGACGAAGAAUAG